CCGACGCCGAGCCUCCAGUUCGUUGGGUGUCUCUGCUCUCUCUGCAGUUGGCGCUGAGUCUCUGGUCCAAGAUGGCGGAAUAUUCCUGUGUGAAGCGAACAAAGCUGGUGCUGAAAGGCGUGAAAAGCAAGAAGAAGAAAUGCAAAGAAAAAAGAAAACGAGAGGAGGAGGAAGAACAAGUGGUGGAUAUUGUUGGAGGAUGGUGGGCAAUUCGGAAUUUUGGAGAGAUUACUGGAAGUGUGGCAAUAGAGAUGGGGAAAGGUACCUAUAUCCAUGCUCUCGAUAAUGGGCUUUUUACUCUAGGAGCUCCACAUAGAGAUAAUGAAAUCCCAGAUCCCCCAGAGCAGUUAACUGCUAUCAAGUUAUCUGAAACCAGAAUAGCAUUGAAAUCUGGCUAUGGCAAGUACAUGGGAAUAAAUUCUGAUGGAGUUGUUAUCGGACGAUCAGAUGCAAUUGGAUCAAGAGAACAAUGGGAGCCAGUAUUUCAGGAUGGAAAACUAGCAUUGAUGGCUUCAAACAGCUGUUUCAUUUCAUGUAAUGAAGAGGGUGACAUUAUUGCAAAACAGAAAACAGCUGGAGAAGAGGAGAUGAUAAAGAUUCGCUCCAGUGCUGAUAUUGUUAUAAAACACAAAGAUGAGCUUCUGGAUGAAGAUAGGGGUAAUGUAAAGGAAUGUGAAAUCAACUAUGUAAAGAAAUUUCAGAGUUUUCAAGAUCAAAAACUAAGAGUGAAUACAGAAGACAGUAAAAUGUUGAAGAAAGCCAGACAAGAAGGCACUUUCCACGAGGCUUUGUUAGACAGGAGAUCCAAGAUGAAAGCAGAUCGAUAUUGCAAAUGAAGUCAGGAUGGAUAUUCUCAAUAUAUUGAUAUUUUUACUGGAUAUGUAACUUUUUUGUCUCCAAGACAACUUGGUUAUUAGUACUGGCAGUGCUGUACAGUAAUCGGUGACACAUUGAUAUUUUUAAAUGCCUUUAGGGGUAACUUGAGUAAUCUUCUUGCAAGAGUAAAUUGUAAACGUAGCUUUCGGCUUCAAUGUGAUGAUUUAGUAUGCUGCAUUUUAAACAUUGUUACUUCAUUAUGGCAUCUAAGGAAAAGAAUAUUGAAAGGGAAACUAGAAACAGAUAUUGAGAAGCAAAGAAGUCAUCAACCUGAAAUACUAACUCUUUCUCUCUCUUCAGAUACUGCCUUUUCCAGCAUUUUAUAUUUUAAUUGCAAAAACAAAAUCCAGGUAGAUUCCAGUUAAUUAGGACACAUUGGGACCAGUACAUUUUGGCCUAGUUAAACAGUUGCUCAAUUAGCCAGUUUCAUGGAAAUGGUUAAAAAAGAAUUUAAAGAAAGAUAAUCUACUGUUGAACUGAGUAAAAAUUAUGUAUUUAGAUGAAAUAAAGAAUAAAUUCAAACACUAACAAUACUGCUGCAGUACUAUAAAACUGUGUAUUAAUUCAAAAAUUUAUCAACAGAGGAAUUCUUGCAGGGUGUGCUGCCAUGAUCUUUUGAAUGUAAAGGAACAAAAUUAGUGCAGAUGCCUAGUACAGAUAAUGGUCUCAUAUGUUCAAUGCUUUUGACAAUUGUAUCCACCAAAUCCUCAUUUUCAUUGUAACAUUCAAGAUGAUCAAAUUCUUUGUAGUGCCUAACUUGAAGUACGGUAAUAAAUUUGUUUCAUUUUCACUCCCAGCCAUAUCUGGCAUCUCCAAGCAUGAAUGUUUGAAACCACAAUGAGCAAAACAGUUCUGAAUUGUCUCACAAAUAUCAGUGACAAAAAUCACUGCUUUUUCAACACAAACACAAGCAACUGACACUAUUUGAAAACUGAUUGACAAAAGCCUCCUAUCCCAAUUAAGCAGCAUAGUGUCCCAAAUAAACGAAGGGAACCAGAAUCGGGUUUUAUAUCACAAACACUCAAAAAUCUGCAGAUGCUAGAAAUCCAAGCAACACACACAAAAUGCUGGAAGAACGCAGGAGGCCAGGCAGCAUCUAUGGAAAAGCGUAAACAGUCAACAUUGUGGGCCAAGACACUUAAUCAUGAGCCCUUCAUCAAAUAGUGCAAAAAGCAAAAUAAAAUAGUGACAUAGUGUUCAUAGGUUCAUUGUCAUUCAGAAAUACAUGGUGGAGGGCUAUUCUUGAAUCAUUGAGUGUGUAUAUAGGCUCCAGUAUCACUUCCUUGAUUGUAGCAGUGAGAAUCGGGCAUGUCCUGGAUAAAUGGAGCUUCUUAAUUGUAGAUGCUGCCUUUUUGAGGUCUUCGCCUUUUAAAUGUGUCCUCAAUGAUGGAGCGGACCGAGUUUACAACUUUCAGCAGUUUUUUCCAAUCCUUUGCAGUACUCCCUCCGUGCCAGACGGUGAUGCAACCAGUUAGAAUACUCUCCGCAGUACAUCUGAGAAAUGUUCAAGUCUCUGAUGACAUAUCAAGUCUCCUCAAACCCCUAAGGAAAUAUAGUCGCUGUCGUGUCUUCUCUAUAAUUUCAAUAAUAUGUUGGGCCCAGGAUAGAUCUUCAGAGAUGUUGAUACCUAGGCAUCCCAUCUAUCUUCUUGAAUAGUUUUUGUUCUUUAAGAGUUGUCCCAAAUAGAUGGCUGUCCCGAUAAGCUGUAUUUAUAAAACUUUUGUGUUCUAUUAUUGGUUGUUUUAGUUAUUCAUUCAUAAACAGUUGUCGGUGAUGUAAACCUUAAAUUUAGGAUACAAAAAUCAUCAGAGGUUAUGUACUUAGAAGUAUUAAAUACAGUAGAUUU
Molecule: messenger RNA, 2722 nt
Organism: Hypanus sabinus (Atlantic stingray)
Lineage: Eukaryota; Metazoa; Chordata; Chondrichthyes; Myliobatiformes; Dasyatidae
Gene: frg1
Product: FSHD region gene 1
Exons: 9
Coding region: 72-836 (254 amino acids)
Cellular component (GO): catalytic step 2 spliceosome; striated muscle dense body; nucleolus
Molecular function (GO): actin filament binding
Source: RefSeq, a predicted model, not a curated record